AUGCUAAGGGUCCUAGUUUUGUGCUUGACGUGGAUAGCGACGUUGGUCGCAGGGUACGGAGUCGACUAUACUCAGUGCCCUAACAAUCCCUUUGUACGGCAAGGACUGGUGGUGUCACCGGAAGAGGCAGAAUGGAUCAAGGGUCGAGACUCGGUGACUCAAUCACGUCUAGAGCAAUUUUUGCUCGAUGCAUCGAUGGAAGACUUCGAUGCGUCGCUGUUCUUAUCGCUGAGUCUGAAACCAAUUCGGAUUGGGCUUGCAUUCUCUGGUGGUGGCUACCGAGCCAUGCUUGCGGGGGCUGGCCAACUAUCGGCGUACGACGAACGGACUGUCAGCAAUAACAACCCCAUGGCUGGAAUUUUGCAGUCGCUGUCGUACAUCACCGGGUUACUGGGGGGUCUGUGGUUGCUUUCGUCGAUGGUGGCAAUUAAUUUCCCUCCGGUGGACCAGGCAAUAGGUACUACCGGCUUCUGGGAUUUGAACCGCAACCUUUUGGACAUCAAGGGGCUCUUUAAUAUUUUUACCAACGGAUUAUACAUUCUUAGCGUCAGUUUGGAUAUCACCACCAAGCUUGUGCUGACAAUGCCGGUGACGUUGACCGACAUUUGGGGACGGCUUUUACUGUACAACAUUUUGCCUGGAGUGCAGAAUUAUGGCAGCGACUUCCAGAUCUCCGAUUUGCAGGCAUUGAGCAAAUUCUCUAGCCACGACAUACCGUUCCCGAUCAUGGUGCUGACGCUGAGACGUCCACAAACGUUGGUCGUGGACCAAGAUUCUGUGCAGUUUGAAAUGAAUCCUUUUGAAUUUGGGUCCUAUGAUCCCAGAGUAUCAUCAUUUGUGCAACAAGAGUAUUUGGGCACGAGGGCAAAUGAUGGGAAAGCGGUAGGGUGGUUCAGCCUUGGCAGUGCUGAGUGCCGUUCGAGACUUGACAACUUGAGUUUUGAGUUUGGCACGUCACUGUCAAUCUUCAACUAUUUGUUCAAGGAUUUUGAUGUGGAAUCGCUUCCUCCCAUUAUCAAACAAAUUGUGAAGCUUUUCAUCGCUAAAGCUACCGCAUUGCCUAUAGAUGUGGCGAAGUAUCCCAACCCCUUCAUGGAUAUACCCGACGGCAACACUAAUAUUGCCAAAAACGAGUCUUUAUUCCUUUGCGAUGGCGGCUUUGAUGAUCAAAACGUCCCCUUAGCUCCUCUCCUCCAAAAGGACCGCGAAGUUGACGUCAUAUUUGCCCACGACAACAGUGCCGACACCCUCAACUGGCCUGAUGGGACUGCCCUCAUCACCACUUAUCAAAAUCAAUUCACCGAGAAGGGACACAAGGCGUCGUUCCCUCCUGUGCCCAACACUUACACCUUUUAUUACGGUAACUUGACGGCACGGCCAACGUUCUUCGGGUGUUAUGCUCAAAACAUGAUCGGUGAGGUUGCUGGCAGCGCCAUCGAUACUCCGUUGGUGGUGUACAUGCCCAAUCGUCCGUUUUCGUUUUGGAGCAACAUGUCAACGUUCAAAUUGACAUAUACCACCAAUGAUCGUAACGGCAUGAUUCGUAACGGAUUUGAGACAGCCACCCGCCUCAAUGGUACUCUUGAUAAGGAGUGGUCGGCGUGUGUUGGCUGUGCCAUCGUCCAGAGGGCGCGGGAGCGUCAAGGGAUAGCCCCUACUGAACAAUGCCAACGGUGUUUUGACCGCUACUGUUGGGAUGGCCAAGAGUAUACUGGUCCCAACACUGGAGACAAUUUCAACGACGAUGGGCGCCAAGUCGUCGCGGAUAAGUACUCGGAAGAAAACCUAGAGGGUUUCCGGACGUUACCUAUCAAGCGUGAUGGCGGUCACAGCGCCAACCCCGACGACGGUGUACUCGACGAAAAGGAGGUGAUGAAAUGGGUGAAAAGCGGGAGAAUUCCUGAUGAAUCUUUGCCUGAAUCAGGCAAUUGGACGAAUGCAGACGUCAGCAGAGACCGACGGACACUGUUUUAUCGCUCGACAUCUGCCACUGAUGUGGUCAUGCCCGACGGCAAGAUCAAGCGACAUUGGCAAGGAUGA
Messenger RNA from Diutina rugosa, 2040 nucleotides. RefSeq lists its product as uncharacterized. The transcript has a single exon. Gene Ontology annotation, molecular function: A2-type glycerophospholipase activity. Lineage: Eukaryota; Fungi; Ascomycota; Pichiomycetes; Serinales; Debaryomycetaceae. Gene Ontology annotation, cellular component: extracellular region; intracellular membrane-bounded organelle; plasma membrane. Bases 1 to 2040 code for a protein of 679 amino acids. The record is from RefSeq and is a predicted model, not a curated record. Gene Ontology annotation, biological process: glycerophospholipid catabolic process.